Molecule: messenger RNA, 1434 nt
Organism: Mytilus trossulus (common blue mussel)
Lineage: Eukaryota; Metazoa; Mollusca; Bivalvia; Mytilida; Mytilidae
Product: chitotriosidase-1-like
Exons: 10
Coding region: 34-1434 (466 amino acids)
Biological process (GO): chitin catabolic process; carbohydrate metabolic process
Cellular component (GO): extracellular region
Molecular function (GO): chitinase activity; chitin binding
Source: RefSeq, a predicted model, not a curated record
UUUUUCUAGAUCAACAGACCUAUACUGUUAACGAUGGUCACAACGAAUUGUGUUCAGGCUCUAUUUACUGCAGUUUUCGUACUGAACGGAAUUGGUGAGGCCAUAGCAGAGUACAAAAGAGUUUGUUAUUACACAAAUUGGGCACAGUACCGACCGGAUCCUUUCAAGUAUUUCCCCGAAAAUAUUGACCCAUUUCUCUGUACGCAUAUUAUCUACGCCUUCGGAAAAGUUAGCGGCCUCGAUAUCCAGCCAUAUGAAUGGAAUGACGCAGGUCAAAACGCCAUGUAUGAGAGGACAAUGGCAGCAAAAGCAAAGAAUCAAGAUUUGAAAAUUCUAAUUGCCAUUGGAGGAUGGAAUCAAGGAUCUGGUCCAUUUACAGCCGUGGUUGAAAGUGAAAAUGAUAUUGACACGUUUGCUGGAAACUCCAUAGAUUUCCUCAGAAAGCAUAAUUUUGACGGGUUAGAUUUGGAUUGGGAAUAUCCGGGAAAUAGAGGAAGUCCACCUGAAGAUAAACAAAGGUUUACAAAACUUGUUAAUAUACUGAGAAUGGAGUUCGAAAAUGAGGCCCAAGCAUCUGGAAGAGAAAGAUUGUUAUUAACUGCAGCCGUUGCCGCUGGAAAGGGAACAGUAGAUUCAGCUUACGAAAUCUCAAAAAUAGCGGCUGAUCUAGAUUUCAUCAAUUUAAUGGCGUAUGACCUUCAUGGUUCAUGGGAAAAGACAACUGGUCACAACAGUCCACUGUAUCCUAGAAACGACGAAACAGGAGACGAACGAACACUAAAUUCGGACUGGUCUGCUCAAAACUGGGUAGAUCAAGGAACACCUAAAGAAAAACUUAUUCUAGGAAUUGGAACUUAUGGUAGAUCAUUUAAGUUGGCAAAUUCCGCAAACAAUGGAUUUGGUGCAGCAACUGCUGGUGCAGGAUCUCCAGGAAAAUAUACAAAAGAAGAUGGCUUUCUAAGCUACUAUGAGAUUUGUUCAAACGGAUGGACAAAAGCAUGGAAUGAUGAGCAUAAAGUGCCAUAUGCAUAUUCUGGAGAUCAGUGGGUGGGAUACGACGAUGUUCGAAGUGUAACACUAAAAGCAAAGUAUAUCAAAGAGAAAGGACUAGGAGGUGCUAUGUUUUGGGCCCUGGAUUUGGACGACUUCAUAGGGGAUGAAUGCGAUGACGGCGCUUAUCCUUUGUUAUCAGCAGUAACAAAAGAACUCACAAAUAAUGACUCACCACCGCCAAAACCAGUAACUGCUCCGACGGGUUUUCACAAAGUAUGCUAUUUCGACAACCAGGGACAAUAUAUCAAAAGUCCGUAUACUUUUAAAGCAGACCAAAUAGAUGCUAACCUGUGUACUCAUAUAAUCUAUAAAUCAGCUAAAAUAGUAGGAACUGAUAUCAAGCCUACAGAAACCAAUGAUCUAGGAAAUAGUGGUAAGUAA